AUGGAUAUGGAGACACUUAAUACUAAUAUUUCAAGCGAAGUGUCAAAGAAAAUAGUAAUAAAUAGUCCAAUUGUGAAAAAUAUUAUUGGAAAAUAAUUAGAAAUUGUGGAAAUUCCCUCGUAUAUAGUAUUGGAUAGCGUUUUUGAAUAUGAAGUGCUAGACAAUUUGGAAAGUGAAGAUUCUCAGUCAUCAGAGAAAAAAAGAUUUAGUAAUGGGAAAGGAAUUUUAAAAUAAGCAACUGCAAAAUCUCAUGGCUCAGGUGGCAGUUCAGCAAGUAGCUCAAAAAAAGUAUCAUUUUGCAGGACAACAACUUUCUUUGAGAAAAAAUCAAGGAAAGGUAUAAUGUUAGAAUCAUAAACUUUAUCUUGA
Molecule: messenger RNA, 369 nt
Organism: Paramecium tetraurelia
Lineage: Eukaryota; Ciliophora; Oligohymenophorea; Peniculida; Parameciidae
Exons: 1
Source: RefSeq, a predicted model, not a curated record